Molecule: messenger RNA, 985 nt
Organism: Oryza brachyantha (malo sina)
Lineage: Eukaryota; Viridiplantae; Streptophyta; Magnoliopsida; Poales; Poaceae
Exons: 3
Coding region: 92-703 (203 amino acids)
Cellular component (GO): nucleus
Source: RefSeq, a predicted model, not a curated record
UCUCCGCUAUCGCUCCGCACGGCCAAGGCGCCUCUAGGGUUUCGCCGUCCCUCCACCACCCGGCGCGCGCCACCGCCAGAAGAACGCGCCGAUGAAGCGGCCGCCGCCACGCGGUGAAGACGCUGGAAGCGGGGGAGGAGGAGAGGAGGGGCCCAGGAAGGGGAAGGGGAAGGGGAGGUGGGGCGGGGGGAGGCGGCGGAACGAGCAGCGGCUCGGGGGCGGCGGCGGCGGCGGCCUCUCCCUCGCCGCCUUCGCCAACGCCAAGUCCAGGAACACCGGCUACAACCCCGCGCUCAUCAAGAAGCAGAAAGAAUUCUACAAGAAUGCUAAAUUGAUUAGCAAGUAUAAGAGGUCAAAGAAGCAACUAAAUCAGUCAGACGGUCCUCCUCCACUUCCACUGCCAAACCCAAACCCAAAGGAAGGAGUUGAUGCAAAUGAUGCGCCAAAGUUGCAUAGUAAGAAGAAGAAGCGUGUUGCGCCAAGCUUGAAGGACGAGUAUGAGAAGAAACAUGCAGAGGAUGAGAAGGCAAAGAAGGAGCGUGAAGCAAUAAUUCAGGCAAAGAGGGAGGAGCAGGAGAAGUCUGAAGCAAGGCGGAAAGAUUUGAGGGAGAAGAUGUUCAAGAAAACAAGAUCUGGGCAGCCUGUAAUGAAAUACAGGAUCCAGCAUCUGCUGGAGACGGCACUAGAAAUCUCAAACAAGUAAAUGUUGCUAAAUUACGUGCUAAUGGUGACCUGCUUGUUUCGACUGGCUUCUGUUACUCCACACUGUAAAUCUUUUCCUGGUUUCCAAUGCCAUGCUGAUGAUGCACGCACUUUUGAUUUCUUUCAUGUGUGACUUGUGAGGCGAGAUGAUUGGAUAUAAGAGAAACAGGAAAUGACUGGAUUGUCACUGAUGAUCCAAGUGCUAAUUCAUACUAUGAUUUUUGUUGCCAAAAACUUUGAGUGGAGACCGAUCCUAAUUUUCACACCAUGGAUUGAUAGAUAG